AUGGCGUGUGAAGUCCUCAUUUGGCGCCUGCAGAUUGUCAUUUCACUUUCCAUGUAUGCUAGCUCUGAGCGGCAUUGCUUGGCGGUGUGUCCUGGCAUUUCUUGGUCUCUCUCAUUGGAACAGGACAGCUGGGAAGUCGUGGAAGGAUUGAGGGGAGAGAUGACUUACACCCAGGAGCCGCCUGUGCAGAAAGGAUUUUUGUUGAAAAAGAGGAAAUGGCCCUUAAAGGGCUGGCAUAAGAGAUUCUUCUGCCUGGAAAAGGGAAUCUUGAAAUACGCCAAGAGCCAAACUGACAUCGAGAGAGAGAAGCUGCAUGGAUGCAUCGACGUGGGCCUCUCGGUGAUGUCUGUGAAGAAGUCCUCGAAGUGUAUAGACCUCGACACUGAGGAACACAUCUACCACCUGAAGGUGAAGUCAGAGGAAGUAUUUGACGAGUGGGUAUCCAAGCUCCGUCACCACAGGAUGUACCGACAGAAUGAGAUCGCCAUGUUCCCCCGGGACGUCAAUCACUUCUUCCCGGGGUCUUCCGUCACAGAUUCUGCCCCAGGAGCGUUCGACUCUGUCUCCAGCAGGAAGCGUAGCAGUCUGUCGAAGCAGAAUUCAUUUCCAGCUGGAAGCAGUUUGUCAUUUUCUUGUGGCAGUGACACACGAGUUCCAUUCUGGCUACAGUCUUCAGAGGACAUGGAAAAAUGCUCAAAAGACCUGGCACACUGCCAUGCCUAUCUGCUGGAAAUGAGCCAGCUCUUAGAAAGCAUGGACGUCCUGCAUCGGACAUACUCCGCGCCAGCCAUCAACGCCAUCCAGGGUGGACCCUUUGAAAGUCCCAAAAAGGAAAAGCGAUCACACAGGAGGUGGAGGUCCAGAGCUAUUGGCAAAGACGCUAAAGGAAUGCUGCAGGUCCCUAAACCAUUUUCUGGCCCUGUGAGACUGCACUCCUCCAAUCCUAACUUGUCAACAUUGGACUUUGGAGAAGAGAAGAGUUACUCAGAUGGUUCUGAAGCCUCGUCAGAAUUCUCCAAGAUGCAGGAGGACCUGUGCCACGUCGCCCACAAAGUUUACUUCGCUUUAAGGUCGGCUUUUAAUAGCGUAUCCGCCGAGAGGGAGAAGCUCAAACAGCUGAUGGAGCUGGACACCUCCUCCUCCUCCUCCCCUUCCGCUCAGGUCGUCGGCUUGAAGCACGCUCUGGCAUCUGCCCUAGCACAAAACUCAGAGCUUAAAGAGCGCUUACGCAGAAUCCAUGCGGAAUCUCUGCUCCUCGACCCGCCCGCUGUUCCCAAGCCGGGGGACAACCUGGCAGAGGAAAGCUCCAGGGAUGAUAGCCGAGCCUUGGUCCACCAGCUCUCCAAUGAGAGCAGGCUGUCCAUCACCGACUCCCUUUCAGAGUUUUUUGAUGCCCAGGAAGUUCUUCUAUCUCCUAGCUCUUCAGAAAACGAGAUUUCUGAGGAUGAUUCAUAUGUCAGUGACAUAAGCGAUAAUCCGUCCUUAGACAACCUCAGUAAUGAUUUAGACAAUGAAAGACAGACAUUAGGGCCUGUUCUCGAAAGUGGUGGGGAAGCCAGAUCGAAAAGACGCACCUGCUUGCCGGCGCCCGGCCCCAACACCAGCAGCGUGAGUGUGUGGAGCAUCCUGCGCAACAACAUCGGGAAGGACCUGUCCAAGGUGGCCAUGCCAGUGGAGCUGAACGAGCCCCUCAACACCCUGCAGAGGCUCUGCGAGGAGCUGGAAUACAGCGAGCUUCUGGACAAGGCUGCGCACAUCCCCAGCCCCCUGGAGAGGAUGGUGUACGUGGCAGCCUUUGCCAUUUCUGCAUACGCAUCCAGCUACUUCCGAGCAGGCAGCAAGCCGUUUAACCCGGUCCUUGGAGAAACGUAUGAAUGCAUCCGACAGGACAAGGGCUUCCAGUUUUUUGCUGAGCAGGUCAGCCACCACCCACCUAUCUCCGCGUGCCACGCCGAGUCUGGAAACUUCGUUUUCUGGCAAGAUGUGAGAUGGAAAAACAAAUUCUGGGGUAAAUCCAUGGAAAUCGUCCCAAUUGGCACAACCCACGUGACUUUGCCCACUUUUGGAGAUCACUUUGAGUGGAACAAAGUGACCUCCUGCAUCCACAACAUCUUAAGUGGGCAGCGGUGGAUCGAGCACUAUGGCGAGAUUGUCAUCAAGAACCUGGCUGAUGACUCCUGCCACUGCAAAGUGAACUUCAUAAAGGCAAAAUACUGGAGCACUAACGCCCACGAGAUCGAAGGCACAGUGUUCGAUCGCAGCGGGAAGCCUGUGCACCGGCUGUUCGGGAAGUGGCAUGAGAGCAUCUACUGUGGCGGGGCUUCCUCGUCCACGUGUGUCUGGAGAGCAAACCCCAUGCCGAAAGGCUAUGAGCAGUAUUAUGGCUUCACACAGUUUGCUUUAGGGUUAAAUGAAUUGGACCCGUCGUCAAGGUCCCUGUUACCACCCACCGACACUCGCUUCAGACCAGAUCAGAGGCUUCUAGAAGAAGGGAACGUAGAGGAAGCUGAGGUGCAGAAGCAGAGGAUUGAGCGGCUGCAGAGGGAGAGACGGCGUGUCUUAGAGGAAAACGACGUGGAACACCAGCCUCGGUUUUUCAGGAAAUCCAGCGACGACUCUUGGGUGAGCAACGGGACCUACCUGGAACUGAGGAGAGACCUUGGGUUUUCCAAACUAGACCAUCCUGUCUUGUGGUGAAAAAGUUAAGAAGACAGAGAAUGUCAGUGCGUUUCCCCCACAUUUGCUCCCGGAAGCAGCACACACCUGUGUUUGUAUGUUUAAAAGGUAGUCUGUACGAUGACCACUUGUUCUUGGCUUAGCAUUGUAAGUACUGAAGUGUAUAUUUUCUUCAGUAAGUUUCUUCAUAAUUUCAAGUGUUAUAAUGAUUGUUUAUAUGAAUGUAGAACACCUCGGUAUUUCUUUUUAUAUAUAAACUAUUUAAUAAAAAUGAAAGAUUGAAUGUUAGUGUGUGGGUUAAAAAAAAAGAUUUAGCACUAAUUUUCCAAAGGUAAGGGGGGAAAGUCAAAUUUAUGCCUUAUAAAAUCACACUGGAGAAGAAAAAAAAAAACCUCUCCCAGGUGCAUUAAGAAAUAAGGACACCCAGGGCUGCUCACCCGUGCACUAGCUCUCCAGCUUUAAUUGGUAGCUGGGUUUCUUUUGGCCUCAGACAGCUCUUGAGUUGUUCAUACAGAACAAUUCUGUGGGUGCUGCAGUAACAAGACCAUUCUCGUUUGCAUUUUAGUGGUUAAGGGAUCUGUAUCAGGUUAGUGGAAUGCUUAUUUUUAUGUAAGGU
Messenger RNA from Acomys russatus (golden spiny mouse), 3292 nucleotides. RefSeq names its product oxysterol binding protein like 3 (gene Osbpl3). Gene Ontology annotation, cellular component: plasma membrane; perinuclear endoplasmic reticulum; intracellular membrane-bounded organelle. Bases 1 to 2697 code for a protein of 898 amino acids. Gene Ontology annotation, biological process: RNA processing. The transcript is spliced from 22 exons. Gene Ontology annotation, molecular function: RNA binding; cholesterol binding; adenosine deaminase activity. Lineage: Eukaryota; Metazoa; Chordata; Mammalia; Rodentia; Muridae. The record is from RefSeq and is a predicted model, not a curated record.